AUGGAUGUAGUAAUAGCUGAAGAUGAUUGUCUUUUAGUUUCUCUAUUCAGCAAUGAAAUUCACAAGUAUAGGAUAUCAGGAGAAUAUGUCAAUAAGAUAAUACUUUUACCAUAUAAUGUAAAAGUUAGAUCAAUGUACAAAUUAAAAAAAAAAAAUUUGAUAGCAUAUUCUGAUGGUGAAAAUAAAUGCAUAUCAUUAUGUAAUUCAGAUGGUCAUGUGGACAAAUCAAUUGGUAAAGGAGAAUUGAAGGAUCCCUAUGGUUUUGAUGUAGAUGAGGAAAAAAAUAUAGUGUAUGUUGCUGACUGGCAGGAAGACUGUGUGUUCAUGUUUGACAUGGAUAGUGACCAGAUGAUCAAAAGGAUUGGGUCAAGAGGUCCAAGUAAUGGUCAAUUUCGUUCACCACGGGAUGUUACUGUUACUAAUAAAGGAGAUCUCAUUGUAGUAGACUUGGGUAAUCACAGAUUACAAUUAUUUAACAAUCAAGGAAGGUUCAUAAAUGUUCUUGUAGGUAAAGGCGAUGAGGAUGGUAAGGUGAAUUGUCCAUAUUCAGUUAAAACAGAUGAUGAUAACAACAUGCUUGUGACAAGCUUUCACAAACUACAGUUAUUCAACAGUGAUGGACAUUUCAUUAAAAGAAUUGAUCAAACAAGGGAUGAAUUAAAAUUUCCUUAUGGAUUUUCAAUAGAUAAUAAUAUACGAAGAGUUGCUGUAGCAAAUAAUAGUGGGGGAAAUAUUAAAGUUUUCAAUUACUAA
Anneissia japonica is the source of this 753-nucleotide messenger RNA. RefSeq names its product tripartite motif-containing protein 2-like. Bases 1 to 753 code for a protein of 250 amino acids. Gene Ontology annotation, molecular function: protein binding. The record is from RefSeq and is a predicted model, not a curated record. The transcript has a single exon. Lineage: Eukaryota; Metazoa; Echinodermata; Crinoidea; Comatulida; Comatulidae.